Molecule: messenger RNA, 1970 nt
Organism: Melanotaenia boesemani (Boeseman's rainbowfish)
Lineage: Eukaryota; Metazoa; Chordata; Actinopteri; Atheriniformes; Melanotaeniidae
Exons: 6
Coding region: 355-1143 (262 amino acids)
Biological process (GO): nuclear protein quality control by the ubiquitin-proteasome system; proteasome localization
Cellular component (GO): nucleus
Source: RefSeq, a predicted model, not a curated record
UCGGCGAAUGCAGCAAACCACUCCCGCGCGGCAACUAGUGUCGCGCGCCUCAUCAGCUUUGUAGUGGCAGACAAAAGUUGUAGAUUUUUACCCGUCUAUACUGUUGUUCCUUUCAUUAAUGCUUGGAUACUUUUCUUUGCAUUGCUGAGCGCGUGUCGAGCGGGAAGUUAUUCGUAAGAACUGUCUGUACGCUACUGGAUUAGCUGCUGAUUAACAAGUUAACCACGAACACACUACGAACGUGGAGAAGUAAUUGUUCUGUCCCCCGUGGGAUUUAAACUUCAGCUAGUAGCAGCAGCGCAGGCUAAUAGCAGGUAGUUAGCUCCAUUAUUUCAACUGGGUGGUUUGGUCACAAUGGCAGCGGUGUGCCAUCCACGACGUGCCUUGGUAGAAAUACCUGCUCCUCAGCCCAAAAUUGCAGCUCGUAUGAGAAGGUCCUAUUUGGAAAUUCUUAGUGCUCGUUUGGCUCCAUCUCCACUUCCAAGGUCGAGAAACACAAAUACAAAGCGUCUCCAGUCCUUGGACUUGUCCAUGGGUGGGAUGUGGAGAGGAAGGAUAGACGAGCAGUGUGAGAAGAUGGAUGAGCACCCCACCCCACUCUCCAAACAACAGCUUGUACAACUGAUCAGAUCCCUCAUUCUAGUUGAACAGAGCCAUGAGCCCAGGAUCAUGGCAUCAGACUUGAAGUAUCUACAGGAAGACCUACAGCUCAAGAAGGCAAAUGUUUACAGGUCCAUACCAUAUUCACGGUUCGGCUCCAACAGGGACGCUCACUGCUACAGAAAAGCAUAUCCUCACCUGGUGGCUUUCAAAGUUUCAUGUCAGGAAUGGGGUCAGGUUCUUUUGAGGAACAAAGAGUGGGACAUUGUGUUGGAGUACUCCCUGAUGGCGUGGCGAUACACCACCGAGUUACCACAGUGGGACACGGCGAGCCACAACGCUCUCAAAGAACAAUGCUACAGUAUUCUGGCAGCUCACAGCCUCGCUGCUCUGCAGCACUACCGGCCCGAGCUCACCAGAGGACGGGAGCUGCUCAGGAGGCUGAAGAUGGCUCAGCUGCAGAGCCAGUCCAUUGUUCCCUGCAUGGAGGAGUUGCAGAGGAUCAUGGGAUGUACUGAUGACUUGUCCAUGGACACAAAAUGAUGUGACAACAGAUGAGCAGCUGGAUUCUCUGGAGUACAAAGUGUUCCUCAUGUGAUUUAUGAAUUGAAUGGGCCAAAAACUUUUCCUUUUUUUUAUUUUUAUUAUAUAUAAAGUAGUGUUUUAGAAGAACCACUACAGUAUUCUUCCAAAGGGUGUGUUAGCUAGUUAACUAGCAGACUUAAAUACAAGUAUGUUUAUAGAGGGUGUGUAAAUAAAGGUGUGAUGAUCAGGUGAUAUGCAACUUCUCCAUCAACCCUGCUUACUUUUGUAGGUAUAUCUUUCAAGCCGGGGAGGGAUAAGUGCCUCGUAACGCAGACCUGAAAAUGUGGCUGCCUGAAAAGCAGCUGGAAAUGGCUGCAAAUGCAAUAACGCUUCUUUUAAAGCACACGGCAUUUCAACACCAACUAAAAGCAUCGCAUGAAGAUGACACACCUCAGUGAUUUAAUUUAAUUUAGCAUCUCAGUAGAUUGUCUUGCAGCCAGUUUGAAAACUUUCUGCCUGUCUUUUUGUGGAGCAUUAACUUUCUGAGAAAUGUUUGGUUCAGAUGUUGCUGGUAGCAGCUUCUUUAAAUCCUCAUGUAUUUUUAGAACUGCAUAGAUUGUAGUUUGCAUUGACAACUGGAUUGUAAAAAUUUGAAACUGCCUUUUUUGUGCUUCACGUGAUUGUAUGUUCUUUCUUUUCAGUGUUUGAAUUUGUGGCCUUUGUCUUGACUAGUUUUGUGUCUUGUUAAAGACUUGUCCGUCAUUUUUUGCACUGUCCUCGUUCGUCCUGAAAACUUGAAUUUUGAUAAAAUAGACUCUAAUUCAAAUAAAGUUUACUUAAACAGC